CCCAAUUUUCGAAAUGCACACAAGAAGUAGGAGUGGUUCACGCUUUUUGGCGCAGAGACACUGUUGUAAGUUAGCAUUCAGUAAUUGCGGUUAGCAGACGUAAUUCGCUCGGCGGUAGCUCCAAACGACUCACCUGAAAGUGUUAGCAUCCAGAACGUAAUUCGCGGUGACAUAAGCAGAAUAUUCGCCCAGUGAGACAGCAAAAAGGGUAGUUUUUCGUUAAGUAAUUUGGAACAGUGAAGUGAACAAACACAAGAUGAUGUCCUUCAAACAGAUGGGAAUUUGCUUAAUUGCUGCGAUUUGUUUAUUUGAAACCGCCAAUGCUGUCCGAUGCUUCCAGUGCGAAUCCAAAUUUAGUCCCGCUUGCGGUGAAAGUCUGAAUAUUGACAUGCUACAAGUCGUAGAUUGUUCGAAAAUUGCUCGACCCAGAUACAUCACCGGCAAUAAGAACUCAACGUCCUGCGUGAAGAUGAUUACAGAAGAUAAUGGUAAACCCAAUAUUGUGCGCUCAUGCUUUUUCGAGAAUUCACUGGAUACGAAGUCAAAAUGUUUGAUUGAUCCUAAUUCGCAAUCUGUCUUCAAGUCAUGCGAUCUAUGCAAUACCGAUCUCUGCAAUGGUUCAUCUUCGCUCUACGGAUCAAUAGCAUUUAUUUGUUUUUCUAUAGUUUUAGCUAUUAAAAAUUACAUGUUUUAAAAGUAAGCUCCCAACAUUUCAAAAACAAAAUUUCCAACACUUUAAAAUGUAAGAAAAUAUGUAUUUACUGUAUAAUAUCUUUAUUAAUUGCAAUCAACACAAGGUAGUAUUAGAUGAAAUUCCUCCUUUGUUUCUAUUUUUUAUUAUUUUUAUAUAUUGUUGACCAUAUUUGUUAGGAUCCGUUAGUAUUUAUUGAAGCAUUUAAUAGGACCUUCAGCGUGUAACAAUCUUAAUAAAAGUAAUUUAUAUAUGUA
Messenger RNA from Hermetia illucens (black soldier fly), 948 nucleotides. RefSeq lists its product as uncharacterized. Bases 257 to 694 code for a protein of 145 amino acids. Gene Ontology annotation, biological process: regulation of synaptic transmission, cholinergic; sleep; positive regulation of voltage-gated potassium channel activity. The transcript is spliced from 3 exons. The record is from RefSeq and is a predicted model, not a curated record. Lineage: Eukaryota; Metazoa; Arthropoda; Insecta; Diptera; Stratiomyidae.